This is a messenger RNA of Strigops habroptila (Kakapo), 2233 nucleotides long. It is a transcript of the gene SUSD3, whose product is annotated as sushi domain containing 3. Gene Ontology annotation, cellular component: plasma membrane. The coding region runs from base 548 to 1351 and encodes 267 amino acids. The record is from RefSeq and is a predicted model, not a curated record. The transcript has 5 exons. NCBI's taxonomy places the organism in Eukaryota, Metazoa, Chordata, Aves, Psittaciformes, Psittacidae.
GGUAAGAAGCAGGCAGGGCAGGCAGCAGGGAGAUGCAGGCAGGGCAGACACGGAAGGGUGCAGGCAGGGCAAUCGGCGGGGGGGCUCAGGCAGGGCAGGCAGCGGGGCGGUGCAGGCAGAGCAGGCAGCGGGGAGGUGCAGGAAGGCCGGGCAGCGGGUGCAGGCGGGGCAGGCAGCGGUGGGGGUGCAGCCAGGCCAGGCAGCGGGUGCAGGCAGGGCAGACAACGGCAUCUCAGCCAGGCUGCUCCGGGGGAGCCGUGUGGGGAGGGGCCGAGCCCCAGGUGCUGGUGGCGGCAGCCCCCAGUGGGUGCGUGUGUCACCGCACGGCGCUGCCCGGUACCCCGGGGCCGCGGCGGGUGGGGAACGGCUCCCGCAGCGCCUCUGCUCCCGCCUUCCUCCUCCCCCUCCUGCUCCGCGGGUGCCGGCUUGUGCGUCCGCGGCAGCACCUCCCGCGGGACACCACCCCCUCCGGCCCGGCCCCGGAGGCGGAGAGCCGGCGGCGGCGUCGCGGCUGCACCUGCCGAGGCUCGGCGGGGCCGGUGGAGGCAUGCCGACAGGCACGGCGCCGGGGCUGGACGUACCGCGGACUGCCGCGCCCGGGCGGGACAACGGCGGCCCCCACCGAUACACAGGGCAGUGCAGCCACAUCUUCCCUCCCCAGCUCGGCACGCUAAACAUCCUUCACGGCAACGGCACGGCUGUGGGGACCGUAAUAACGUUCCAGUGCUCUGCCGAGCACCAGCUGGAGGGACCAGGCUUCAUCACCUGCGUUUGGAAAGGGAAUGGUACCCAGUGGACAGCCGGAGUGCCCUCCUGCCAGCCCAUAUCAAAAUAUGAGAGUUUUGGAUUUAAGGUUGCAGUGAUUGCCUCCAUCGUGAGCUGUGCCGUCAUUCUGCUGAUGUCCAUGGCUUUUUUAACUUGUUGUCUUAUCAAGUGUGUGAAGAAAAGUGAAAGGAGGAGGACUCAAAGAGAUAUGCAGCUGUGGUACCAGCUCAGAGCUGAAGAACUAGAGCACAUGCAAGCUGCUUACUUUGGGUUUAAGGGAAGAAACAAUAACAACAAUAAGAAACUCAGGAAUAAAUCAGUAUUUGAUGGUAUGACUAACAUGGCAUAUGAUAACCACGGCUUCUACAGGUUCCAGGAGGAGUGGACUCGGGACAUCAUAGCUCCUGGGUGUUGCAAAGACAACAAUCAUCCGCCUAAGUUAACCAAGAGCAGUAGUACACUGAUGAAACAGGCUGUACUAGGACACAACACUGCAGUACAGACAGUGAACUCAAUACAUGUCGAAGUCCAUGCACAUAAGGAUAGUUUUAACAAACUGAGCUGCCAGAUACCUGCUGCUGUCUGAAACAUGACUGCUCCUCUGCACCCAAAUGAAAUUUGGAUAGAAAUGUGUGCCUUAAAGACAACAUAGAAAGUGAAUUAUUCAUAUGAAUUUGAAAGUUUUCUAUAUUCCAAGAUGGUUAUUUAAUAGAAACACUUCAAGUUAUGAUACAAAUGAAAAAAUGAAUGUUGAGCUUGACAGUCCAUUCUCUAUGGUGUGCUAUGUCUUGUGACCAUGGCAAAACCAAAAUCUUCUGUACAUCCAGACAGAAAUGGUAGCCAGUUUGUAUAUUUGCCUCAUAAAAAGUCACUGAUGAUAAUUACACAUCUGUAAGAUUGCAACCUUCUUUUAACCAGUGGUUUUUGUAAGCAUUUCAGAAUGAAAAAUCCCCCAUAUUUUUACACAGUAGUAUAAUAGAAUUACAAUAAAACUUUGUUUUUAAGUAAAAGCCCCUGUUGUUUGGUAUCAGGAAGGCCUUUUUAUUGAAUCCUUGUGCUUCGCAUUUCAAGACCACGUGUGACAGGGUGCAGCCAAGGCACAGCUCUGGAUCCACCAGCCUGUGGGAUGGAGGAGGUGCACCUGAUGGCCGGUGCAGGCCUGCAGGUGGAAAGGUGGUCCAGGGCAUCACUGCAGCAUCCCUAUGAGAGCACUGAAAGGUGAUCCAGUUUUGGGAAAACCUGCCUUCUUUUCCAAAUAUUAAUCUGUUCGCUGUGUGAGGAAACAAGGUGGGGUUUUUUUCUUGUUUUGUCAUUUUGAAUAGCUAAGUAACUGAUAGGGCUCUUAUUCUGCUGUUUGUAUGCACACACAUAUAUCUUACAGUUAGUGUAGAGUUAUUUUUGUUCAAGUUGAAGCCUUAUUUAUUCUCCUGUUAUCAGCUGUCUAAUGGGUAUUGUCACAUUCCUGUCA